AUGUUUCUUUACAACCUAACUUUACAACCUCCUACUUCAAUUAAUGUUGCAGUCGUUGGUCAUUUUUCGGGUACAAAGCAACAAGAAAUUGUUGUUUCGAGAGUGACGCGUUUGGAACUUCUUAAAGCUGAUCCUAAUUCAGGAAAACUUCAAACUCUGUUAACUCACGAUGUUUUUGGGAUAAUAAGGUCUUUGACGCCUUUUCGUCUAACUGGAGGUUCAAAAGGUGUGAGAUUUUUCAAUAAAUUGGAUGAAUUAUUGAGAAAAUUGUUUUUAAAGAUUAAGAAUUAUAUUAUAGUUGGAUCCGAUUCAGGACGUGUAGUCAUUUUAGAAUAUAAUCCAAUUAAGAAUAAAUUUGAUAAAAUUCAUCAAGAAACUUUUGGAAAAUCAGGAUGUCGUCGAAUUGUUCCUGGACAAUAUUUAGCAGUAGAUCCAAAAGGGAGAUCUGUUAUGAUUGGUGCAAUUGAAAAACAGAAGCUAGUAUACAUUCUUAAUCGUGAUUCGGCAGCAAAUCUAACAAUAUCAUCUCCUUUAGAAGCACAUAAAUCACAUACUUUAGUACAUCAUUGUAUUGGCUUAGAUGUGGGAUAUGAGAAUCCAGUGUUCGCUUGUUUGGAAAUGUUAACUUAUUAUGAAUUGGAUCUUGGUCUUAAUCAUGUUGUUAGAAAAUGGAGCGAUCCAGUUGAUGCACGGGCAAAUAUGUUAUUUGCUGUUCCUGGAGGUAAUGAUGGUCCUUCUGGAGUUUUGGUUUGCUCAGAGAAUUUCAUAACUUAUAAACAUCAACGUGUACCUGAACUUCGCGUUCCUAUUCCACGUCGUCGAAAUCCACUGGAAGAUCCAUCACGUGGGCUAAUAAUUGUUGCUGGCGUAAUGCACAAGAUGAAAGGGGUCUUCUUUUUCUUGCUCCAAAGUGAAGAAGGCGAUAUUUAUAAAAUAACACUUGAUUACGAGGAUGAUAAGGUGAACGCAAUUAAAAUAAAAUAUUUUGAUACCGUGCCUAUCGCGGCGUCAUUAUGUAUACUAAGAGCCGGUUUCUUGUUUGUAGCUUCGGAAUUCGGGAAUCAUCGACUUUAUUCAUUCACAAGUCUCGGUGAUGAUAAUGACGAACCAGAAUGGUCUAGCGCUGAUUUUAUGGAUCCAAAUCAUCCAUCAUCAGUAUAUUUCACACCGAGAGAACUGCAAAAUUUGGAACGUGCAGAUGAAUUAGAAAGCUUAAAUCCAUUGAUUGAUGCUAAAAUUUUAAAUCUGACAGACGAUGAUACGCCACAAUUAUACGCUUUAUGUGGUCGAGGUGCCGGAUCAACUUUUCGAAUAUUGAGGCAUGGGCUUGAAAUUUCCGAAAUGGCUGUUUCCGAAUUACCUGGUAAUCCCAAUGCUGUAUGGACAACAAAAUUAAUGGCUGAUGAUGAAUAUGAUGCAUACAUUAUAGUAUCAUUUAUGAACGCAACAUUAGUAUUAUCUAUUGGCGAAACAGUAGAAGAAGUGACUGAUACUGGUUUUCUCGCCACAACGCCAACUUUAGAUGUUCAUCAACUUGGAGAUGAUGCAUUACUUCAGGUUAGAAAAAUAUUAGUUAUUUCUAAUGUCAGUUUUCAUCGUCGCGUUAAUGAAUGGAAAACACCCGGAAAUAGAGCAAUAGUUAAAGCGGCCACUAACAAGCGUCAAGUUGUUAUAGCGUUAACUGGUGGUGAACUCGUAUAUUUUGAAUUAGACAAUCAAGGACAGUUGAAUGAGUAUCAAGAUCGUAAAGAAAUGUCCGCAAAUGUGACAUGUUUAAGUGUUGGCGAAGUUCCUGAAGAAAGGCAACGGUCAAGGUUUUUGGCUGUGGGUUGUGAUGACAAUGCCGUAAGAAUUUUAUCCCUUGAUCCCGAUAAUACAUUGGAGGUUCUUAGUACGCAGGGUUUAAGCGCACCACCACAAUCCUUGUCUAUUAUUGAAAUGAUGGAUAUCGAAACUGAUGCAUCACACGGUACCCUUUAUCUAAACAUUGGACUUCAAAAUGGAGUAUUGUUACGUACUGUAUUGGACAAUAUAACAGGUGCAUUAACUGACACUAGACAAAGAUUUUUAGGUGCUCGACCGGUAAAACUCUUUCGGGUCACAAUACAAGGACAACCUGCAGUUUUGGCAUUAUCAAGUCGACCCUGGCUUAGUUAUACCUUUCAAUCGAGGUUACAUCUUACGCCUCUUUCUUAUGAUAUGUUAGAAUAUGGUUCCAAUUUUACUUCACCACAAGUUCCGGAAGGAAUAGUCGCCAUUUCCGCGAAUACUUUACGAAUUUUUGCUGUUGAAAAACUCGGCACCGUAUUUAAUCAAGCAGUUAUUCAACUUAAAUAUACCCCACGUCAUUUUAUUCUUCAUCCGCCUUCAAGGAAUUUUGUAGUUAUUGAAACCGAGCAUAAUACGUAUUCUCCACUUGAGAAGAAAAAAGUUUUAGAAGCUAAACAAAAAAUGGGAAUACAAUUUGAUCAAAAUUUGUUGGAUUUGCCAUCUGAAACAUUUGGACUUCCUAAAGCAGAGGCAGGUAAAUGGGCUUCAUGUAUUCGAGUCAUUAAUCCAUUUAUUGGAGAAACAACUUCAUUAAUUGAAUUAGAAGAAAAUGAGGCGGCAUUUAGCAUUGCCACUGUGAAUUUUCACAAUCAAAAUAACGAAUCUUUCCUUGUUAUCGGAACCGCAAAGGAUGCAAAUUUAGCACCUCGAACAUGUUCAGUGGGAUAUUUACACGUAUAUCAAUUUGUGGAUGAUGGGAAAUCAUUGAAAUUAGUUCACAAGACACAAUGUGAUGAUGUUCCUCUAGCAUUAUUGGGAUUCCAAGGUAGGCUUCUUGCUGGGGUUGGUAAAGCAUUGAGGAUAUAUGAUUUAGGAAAAAGAAAACUUUUGCGAAAAUGCGAAACAAAGGCAAUCCCGAAUUGUAUUGUCAAUUUACAUACACAAGGAAAUCGCAUUAUUAUUUGUGAUAUGCAAGAAUCAGUACAUUAUGCUUCUUACCGGCAACACGAUAAUCGUAUUAUCAUUUUCGCUGAUGAUACUACACCAAGAUGGAUAACGUCCACUGUUAUGGUAGAUUAUGAUACAUUAGCUGGUGGUGAUAAAUUUGGAAAUUUCUUUAUUGAUCGACUACCAGCAGAGACAAGUGAAGAAGUAGAUGAAGAUCCUACUGACAUUAUAACAUCAAUUCAUCGAACGACACUCGUAGCUGGAGGACGUGAAAUUCUAGUAUAUACUGGAAUAAUGGGAGAUAUUGGAGUUUUUGUACCUUUUGUAACAAGGGAGGACAUAGAUUUUUUCCAAACUCUUGAAAUGCAUAUGAGAAAUGAAGCUCCACCACUUGCAGGUCGUGAUCAUUUACAAUAUCGAAGUUUUUAUUCACCAGUGAAGGCAGUUGUUGAUGGAGAUUUGUGUGAACAAUAUAAUCUAUUACCAUUAGAAAAAAAGAAAUUUAUUGCUGAAGAAUUAGAUAGAACCACAGCAGAAAUACAAAAGAAAAUUGAAGACAUGAGAGUGAUGGCGGCAUUUUAA
Molecule: messenger RNA, 3519 nt
Organism: Diversispora eburnea
Lineage: Eukaryota; Fungi; Glomeromycota; Glomeromycetes; Diversisporales; Diversisporaceae
Source: the annotation of a GenBank genome assembly